This is a messenger RNA of Schistosoma rodhaini, 1010 nucleotides long. The record is from the annotation of a GenBank genome assembly. Lineage: Eukaryota; Metazoa; Platyhelminthes; Trematoda; Strigeidida; Schistosomatidae.
AGGGCGAUGAUCAUUAAAGAGUUAUUUUUCACUUUGUGCAAUCUUGAUGCAAAUACAACUUCAGUUAAAUUUUCCAAGAGCUAUCAGUUACUAAUGCUACAAGUACAAUAUUUCACGGAAAAAAGGACCACUAAUCUGAGUUGUUUAGAAAGAUGUAAAACUCUUAGGGAAUGUCAAGAUGUCGCAUAAUUCUACCUUUAACGGUCGAUGAAUACCAUGUUGGACAGCUCUGGGCUGUUGCAGAGGCAUCCAAAAAUGAAACAGGGGGUGGGGAAGGAAUAGAGGUUCUGGUAAACGAACCAUUUAAUCUUCAAGUCAAUCCUCCUGAGUCACCUUUAAAAGCUAAUGGGGAAGAAUUCUCUUCUGGGCAGUACACUCAUAAACGCUUUUAUCUGGCCGGUAAGGUACCUGGUUACGUACGUCUGCUUGCGCCGAAAGGAUCACUUGAAAUUGACGAAAAGGCCUGGAAUGCUUACCCUUACUGUCGUACAGUUUUACAGAAUCCUAAAUAUAUGCAAAAUAACUUUACUCUGAUGAUUGAGUCUAUGCACGUACAAGAUAAAAUUGAUAUCGAAAAUAUUCACGACCUUCCACCAAAGCUCCUGGCUCAACGAGAAGUUGUAUAUAUUGAUAUUGUAAAUGAUCAGUUGCACAGUGCUUCUGACUAUGACGCAACAUGUGAUCCUAGAAUAUAUCAGUCAGUAAAAACCGGUCGAGGUCCAUUAGUAGGCCCAAGAUGGUGGGAAAAUACAGAUCUGCCAAUAAUGUGCGCCUACAAACUUGUCACAUGUGAAUUUAAAUGGUGGGGUAUUCAAGGCCGAGUUGAAAAUAUGAUACAGACUCAAGAAAGGCGAAUUUUCCUUAAUUUCAACCGUCAGGUUUUUUGUUGGCUUGAUAAAUGGCACGGACUUUCUAUGGAUGAUAUACGGACUAUAGAAAAUAAAACUAAGGAAGAAUUGGAUGAACAACGCCUUGUCGGCAGUAUUCGUGGCACUGUGGCUCACGACUGA